Messenger RNA from Saccharomycodes ludwigii, 3846 nucleotides. It is a transcript of the gene DAL81, whose product is annotated as Dal81p. The record is from RefSeq and is a predicted model, not a curated record. NCBI's taxonomy places the organism in Eukaryota, Fungi, Ascomycota, Saccharomycetes, Saccharomycodales, Saccharomycodaceae. Gene Ontology annotation, cellular component: nucleus. Gene Ontology annotation, biological process: DNA-templated transcription. Gene Ontology annotation, molecular function: DNA-binding transcription factor activity, RNA polymerase II-specific; DNA binding; zinc ion binding. The transcript has a single exon. The coding region runs from base 1 to 3846 and encodes 1281 amino acids.
AUGUCGCAACCAACUUCUCCAUGGAAUUUCGAUCAAUUUAUGCCAAACAAUAACAACAAUAAUAAAUUAACUUCAAUGAAUUCUCCUAGAAAUAAUGGCAAUAUGAAAACUAAUAAUAAUACAAAUUUCAACAACAGCUCCAUGCUAGGCUUUAAUGACGAUUAUGCCAGUAUCUUAAAUAAUUUGGCAAAUUCAACUCAGAGUAAAUUAUUAAACAAUUCAAAUGCUGCUUCUCCUGACAAUAAUAACAAUAAAACUAACAAUGAUUUAAUUACAAGGGCAACUGGUAACAACAGCGAUAGAGAGAAUCUGGAUAUGUUAAUUCAACAUUAUCAAGGUUUGAUUAAACAACCAACAACCAAUGUUAACAGUCCUCCUACAACCACCACCGCUACCGCUAAUGGUAACGGAUUUAAAGCUUAUAAGUCCAUUAUUCAAGAAACUAAAAUUUGUGAUCACUGUAGAAGAAGGCAAACCAAAUGUGUUGUAGUGCCUAAUUUACAAAGUUGUGUUCAAUGCGAAACAAAAGGUAUCAAAUGUACUUAUUCUGAGAUUCCAGCUACUAAGACUGCCACAGAAUUAGAUCAACUGAAACGUUCAAGGGUUGAUGAAAAUGUUAAUGUUCAUGAAUUAUUAAAAAGAACCAAACUCGAUAAUAAUAAUAAUAAUAAUAAUAAUAAUAAUAAUAAUAAUAAUAAUAAUAACAACAACAACAACAAUAAUGGUAACAAUAAUUCAUCUUCGUUACAAUAUUAUUCAGAAAUGUUACAAAGUAUAGCACCUCCCUCGCAACAACGACAAUAUUUAAAUAAUUUAAGUUUAAACAGUGGUAGUAUCACCAACAACACAAAUAUGACUACGUCAUCUUCUUCGAGUCCUUCAAAUUUACAGUUUAUGAUUAAUAACAGCAACCAAAGCAACACGACUCCUACCACACGAAACCAUCGUAAUAGUGGCAACAGUAGUAUUGGAAAAUUUACCUUAUCAGGAAGCAACUUAGUUAAACAAAACUAUUACAACGGCCAGAUGAACCAACAACAAAUUAUGACCCCUGCUGUUCCUAUCCAAUACCCUAGAUCUUCUUUUUAUGUUGGCCCAACUUCGUUGUUCGACAUUAACCUUGUGAACCAUGUUAAACUAGACAAAAUUGAUCAAAUUCAGAUAUCAAAAACUUUAACUUUACGUAAAGUUGCAUCAACUGUUCAAUUUGUAUUGAGAGAUGAUUUUAACGAAUCUCUGUAUUUGAAACAAGCACAGGAAAUUGACUACGUGGAAAAAUUAGUACAUCCUCACGGUAAAGUCUUGGUUGACAUUUUUUUCAAAAUAAUACAUCCAUAUUUUCCAAUACUACACGAAAGAGUUUUUAUGGAAAAAUAUUCCAGGUCAUAUAGGGAACUAACAGCUCCUCUACUAGCAUCGAUAUAUUCUUUGGCAUUACAGUGGUGGGACUUCCAUCCGCAGCUAGUAGGCUUUCCCAGGCCAAAUGUGCAAGAUGAGCUAAAUUCGAUUUCACUGAGGAUGUUUUUUGAUGUUAUAGAGAGACCUAAAUUGAGUAUUGUUCAAACUGGGCUAUUGAUUUUAAUGUGCAGGGCAGACUCCACCAAUAAUUGGGUUAUUGUAUCAGAAGUUGUUGCCCUUGCGGAGGAAUUGGGGUUGGGUGUAGAUUGUCAAGAUUGGAGACUACCCAGAUGGGAAAGAGGAUUAAGACGUAGAUUGGCAUGGGCUGUAUGGGCUAUGGAUAAGUGGAUUUCUUUACUAGAGGGACGUUACUCACAUUUGAUAUUGGGGAGAAACUGGCUAGUUAAAAUGUUGGGAGAGGAAGAUUUCCCAGAAGAUUCACCCACCAUGGAUUCUGUAAACCAGGGAAAUAGUAGCAAUAAUCAAAAAUCUAUAUUCAGCGCACAAUCCCCCAGUUUUGCAUCAUUGAUGGACUUGACACCCACAGCCGAUGAUAUCAAUAAUGGUAAGCUUUUAUUUCAGCAAUAUGUUUCAUUAAGUAUCAUUUUGGGUGAGAUUCUAGACACUUUUUACACUUUAGGUGCCUUAGCCACAACGAAUAGGGUGGAAUAUGUAUUGAAAUUGGCCAAACCCUUACAAUUAAAGUUAAGAGAAUGGUACCAUUCAUUACCCCCUCAACUGUCUAUCAACAAUUUUCAAGCCAAAAAAUUCAACAGCAAUGCGUCUUUAACGUUAGCCUAUUUUGCUGCUGAAAUAACUCUACACAGGAAAAUCAUUAGUACUUUAGAUUCUAACACACCCAAGGAAUUAACGCAUGUUUGUAGACAAGCUGCUAAGACAAGACUAGCUGCAGCAAUUGAGUUUAUUUGUGAAUUAAAAAGCGAACAUACCAAUGCAUUUUGGUAUUCAAGUUCCACGGGUAAUUUGGCUUUGAUGGGCACUUUUGCCGCAUUACUAUAUGUUACAUCCACCACCAAAGAGGAAGCUUUGGAAUUUAGAGAUUAUUUGAGAAAAUACGUUUGGGUUUUAAGAAUCACUUCGAAAAGUUUUGAAAAAGCUAAAUUUGCAUUGGAUAGAAUAUUAAUGUUGUUGAUACAAAUUCCAGGUUUAUUGACGGAUGAGCCUUUGACAGUGGGUGGAGCAGUUCCUGCCUCAUCGGUUGCUGGUUCUCCGCAAUCCACAAAUCAAAACAAUUUUGUGCCGCUGCCACCUUCUCGUGUUCAAACUCCAAGUACGCGUGCACAUAGCAAUAUUCCUAAUCGUGUUUCUUCUACUAUUAAUAAUGAUAACCAAUUGAAUAAUGUGUUAUUAUCCUCAUCAUCUAAUAUGAAUAUGCCAAUAUCAGCACCUUCUGUUUUGCCACAACAGCAACUUAAUUCUCCAAUGUUGGUUGAACAACAACAAUCGCAGUAUAAAACGAAAAAUGCUUUUGCAACUGUUGCCAAUAAUACGAAUACCAACACGGCCAUUAAUAAUAACAAUAAAACUAAAAUUAAUUUUACUGACAAUGAUAAUAUUACAUAUGACCCAAACAAUUACGAUAACAGUACUCAUACAGCAAAAUCUGCACCUGAUAAAAUAUCUAUGGAUAAAUUAAAAAAUUUGUCUCCUGAAGUUUUGGAGACUUUGAGAAGUUUACAAGAUAACGUUCCCGGUUUAAGUGAUUUUAUUGCUGCUGCCACUACUGCUGCCACUACCACUGCCACUACCACUAGCAACAUUACAAAUAACGAUAGUGCUAUGGUUAAUAAUUGUAAGACACAGGAUAAUAUUCGUUCAGGGUCGAAUAUUUCUAAUUUUUCUGCUUUAAGUCCAAAAAAAAAUAGUAACCAUAAUAAUAUUAAUACUAAUAUCACCAAUAGUAAUAAUAGCAAUGAUACGGACAACAAUGAUAGCAAUGAUAUUAACAACAAUGACAACAACAAUGACAACAACAACAACAACAACAAUAAUAAUAACAGUAGCACUAAAAAUGACAACAAUAACAUUAAUGAUAGUGACAACAAAAACACUGCUGCCUCUAUUACCAGUACUACUGAUAAUCAUCUAAAUAAAACCAAUGAUGUUACUAAUAAAAAUAGCGAUAAAAAUACUAACAUUCUGAUGAAUGAAGUUUCAAAAACACCUACUUCGACAAGUGAUUCUACUAACAUAAACGAUAAGGUUAAUGAAGAUAAUAAUAAUAAUGAUAACAUUAGUUGUGAUAAAAAGGAUACUGAUAGACAUAGCGAUAGUGGCAUCUCUAAAAAUAGCAAUGCUAGUUCUAGCAAUGAAUUCCAAAAAUCCGGUGAUUCUAACCAAGCAUCGAUACCCACACCAACUAUUUCUAAUUCUAAUUCAACCCCUGAAGGCAAAUCGAAGGACGUAACUAAUCCUAUUGAUGACUGA